Bemisia tabaci is the source of this 9125-nucleotide messenger RNA. RefSeq lists its product as uncharacterized. NCBI's taxonomy places the organism in Eukaryota, Metazoa, Arthropoda, Insecta, Hemiptera, Aleyrodidae. The record is from RefSeq and is a predicted model, not a curated record.
UUGUAUCGUAGGACGUAGGCUUCCUUUCGUUACGGAAAAUAUUUUCGAGUUUUAGUAAUGUUCACUUUUCUUUUUUCUCAUGUAAUUUUAGUCUAAUUUAUUUAGCGGACUCGUGAGUGAUUAAUCGACAAACAACGAAGAAUAUUCUUGUGAUAAUGCCUCGAUGUGUGUACACAAACCUCAGUCUAUCUUGUGAUGACGCGAAAAUAGCCUGAGAUGAUUCUGACAUUUCUCUGAGUUAACUGUGGUAUUUCCGUGACAGGGGUACUUUCCCUAACACUGUCGUGUACUCGGCCAGAAGGUUAGUAAAAUGAACCGAGAUAAAAAUAAUAGAUCUUUCAUGGAAAGAUCAGGUGACGAUGAUGCAGAUGAUUCCGACGAUGCUUCGAAUACAGUACGGAAAAAAGCAUCUGCUUGUUGCGUUAAUACAUGUUCCUCGGACGCGAAUAUCAAUAACCACUCGGAAAAUUUGGAAUUAAAUGUUUGUUCGGGUGAGACAGGAACGGGAAAUAGCAGUAACAAUCCUCAUACUGCGGAGAACAAGCAUUACCCCACUAAUAAAAUUAUUGAGGUGAGUAAGUCAAGUAACAAUGAAACAUGCCCUGUUGCUUCAUGCGUUUUCUUCCCAAAUCUGGUUGACACUCCCCCACCUAAAAAAGAACGAAUUGAAGCACCUACAGAAGAAAAUGCACUACUUCGUCGCUCUCAUGAUGCAGCCCACAAAAAAGCUGAGUCCAUGGAAUUCUUCAGUUCACUUGUGGCCAAUUUGAACCUCAGGCGAAGAAAUUUUCCCUCUCAAGAAUCAAGAAUCGGAAUAAAUUAUUUUCCCUCAGAGUUGAGUGAAAGGAUAGAAAACGAAAUUGAAGAUGACACAUCAGAUGGUGAUGGUGUGUCGAUGCUUUCACGACCGGUGAGAUUUUCCCGCUCGAGGACCUCAUUACUGUCGCAGAAGUUUGCAGCUAUCGCUCCAAGGCCAUGUUCACGUCUGGAAAUUAUUUUUGAAAAAUCUCAGAGACUGCAGAAUGAAGAAAUUGUGGAUAAUCUCUUAUCCUCACUUGACAUUCUUUUACCCUCAUGUAAACCUGAAAUUUCUGAAGAAAAUGAUAACUCCCUUAAAGUUAUAAUCGACUCCAAUAAAAAAAUAAAUGACCAUACUAAAUGGAAUCCUAGUCAAAUAAAAGAAGAUAAAAAAGUAGAUGUUUCACAAUGUGAUAGUGCUGUAAAACAGGCGCCAAUGUAUCCGGGAGGAGGCGGAAAUAAAAUGCAAGGAACUUAUCGGUUUCCCACUGGUGACUCUAACUCUGGCGCUGGCUCUCAGCCUAACUACUCCUCAAACAUGAAUAAUUCUGGUCCUGGAUUUAGAGGUCCACGACCUGGUUUUUCUAGUUUACUGAGCAAUGUUUCUUCAGUUGAUUUGUCUCCAUUCCGAGGUGGUGCUCCAAUAAGGUUUCGACUUGGGACGACCCCCCGCAUGAAUCCGAAGAAGGUGCAAGAUAAAGUGCCAUCAGCGGCUUCUCAAGCCUCUUCCUCUCCUCAGUCAGAUUCUCCUACAAAAGAAGAUGAAGAUGUCGACCUGUACAGUGAUAUUGAACAUGAUCCACAUGAAGAUGUUGAUGAAGAUAAAAAUUUUGGGACGUUGGAGCCUCCUCCCGAGCCACCAGCCCUGCUAAUGGGACUUGGUGAUGAAGGCACGGAUGAGGAAGAAGCUCUAGUUAUUGAUGAUAAAGGAGCAGAUGUAUAUGAUCCUGCCGAGCCUUGUGAUGACUCCAAUGAUGCCUCUGAUUCAAGGAACGAUGAACCUGUCGAAGCCAUGAAUUUAACGAAGCCGUCAAGUGGAUACUUACAUUCUCCAACAUACAAUGAUAUCGUCGCGCAACAUGAUGACAAAAUCGGAAACGGAUCAUCUUAUGAUGGUGUGCCGAAGAUGAUGGAACCUCCUCCUAUUCCGGAUGCGCUCAAAAUCAUGGAGCCUCCUCCAUUUCCUUCUGAAUUAUUGUCCAAAGAAAUUCAGGGAGAUGAUGAUGAAGAAUGUCCCAACUUUUCUCUCUACUCGUCAGCUUCAAUGAAUCUGGUCAAAAAAUCCUCCUCUGUCCUGGAUAUUCCAAUUCCUGCCCAAUCCAAUCUGGACAUCCCAAUUCCUACUCAACCCAACUUGGACAUACCGAUGCCUGGUCCGCCAAAUUUGGAUAUUCCCGUACCUGGCUCACCCACAGUUGCAAAUAUUCCUGUCCCUAAUAGUGGUUCUAAAACUGAGAAAAGCACAAAGGAAAAGAAAAAGAAGAAGAAGAAGAAACCACUCAUGUAUUCAGUACCCACUCUGGAAGAAACCAUACUUAAAGAAAGGCUUGGUAAUUACUCAUCGGAGGAUAAUACUGACAGUGAUGAUUCAGAAGAAAAGGUGAAAAUUAUAAUACCCAAGAGGAAGAAAAAAGCCUCAAAGAAAUCCAAAAAGAAACUUGCAGAGGCAGAGAAGGUAGACGAGAUGAAUGAUGAUGCUUUUGAAAAUGUAAAUGGUGAAAAGAAACCUGAGGAAAAAGAAGAAGAAGAAAAGGAAAACGAGGAGGAAAAAAUAGUAGAAGUAAAUGUUGAAUUAGAUGAUAAUGAUGAGCAAAGUAAUUUUGAUGACGUUUCAGAAAGUAAGGCUCCUGAAAAAGAAGGAGGUGAUGAAACUGAGGGUGACACACAAGAUGAAGUCGAAAGUAAAAUUGUGUCUGAAUCUUCCAUGGACUCUAUAAGACCCCAAGUUGAUGAACAAACUAUAGAUGAUAACCAAGAGACAGUUUCAUCGCUCGACAAUUCUGAUGUUUCCAAACUGCCCGAUGAUAAGAGUGAUUCAAGCAAAAUGGCAAUUUUAAGUAAUGAAGGUAAAGAGAAACUAUAUGAUGGUGAAGAUGAAUCGAGUAUUCAAGGUGACAUAUUAGAUAUUGAAGCUGAGGCCAAUUUGCAAGAUGCCACUUCUAUUCCUGAUGAACAGGAUGACAUUAAGAGCUCUACUCCUAGUAAAAGCAACGCACAAAAAUCCGAUGGCCUAGUUGACAUCACCGAUGAAGAAAUGAGUGAGUAUGAUCAUUCGAGAGAAGAACCUUCCAACAAAUUAGACAGUCUAAAUACCGAAGCGAUUUCUGAAGAUGAAGCAAGUAUUGUGGAUGGGAAUAAAGAGUCGGAACAGUCAUGUCCAACUCUACCUGGACUGGAGGGAUUGCAAACAGAUCCAAUUUCAGAUUCAGAUGGCAAUGCAUUUGAUGAAUCAAAUUAUUCUGCAGAUAAGGAGUCUGAAUAUGAUGGAGGAAAGAGAAGGAAGAAGAAAAAGAAGGUACAGAAAGAAAAAGAACAAAGUGCAAGUGAAAAUGAAGACGCGAAUGUUUCUAAAUCUAAAGAAAAGAGGAAUUCGGCUGAUUUCGAAGAAGGUGAAAUCGUUGAUGACAAGCCCAAGUCCUCCUCUAAAAAAGAUAAAAAGAAGAAAGCUAAAGAUAAAGAAGCAAAAGAAAAUCUCGAUAGAUCAAAAAGUGAUCAUGAAAAAGAUAAGGAGAAAGAUAAAAAGCAAAAGAAAUCCAAAGAUGGAAAAUCUAAAGAUAAAGACUCGGUGCUACAGAGCUCUGAAAAUAAGAGCUCCGAGGAAAAUAAAGAGGGGAGUCCAUCUCAGUCAGCAGCAGAUGUUAAUUGGAAGAAAUUAUCCAAAAGUACGAAGGACAGGAAUUACAGAGAUGGCAAAGGAAAACCCACUAAUGACAAAGGAAGGAAAUCCCCAGAACGCUCAACUCCGAAAGAGAGAGAAAAGAAAAAAGAAAAGCGAAAAGAGUUGGAACGCUACAAUGUGCGCAAAGUCCUCGGCGAAAAAGUAAGACUUAUAGGGAAAGAUGACUUCGGACGAGACCUUUCCUUAAACCGAUCAAUGUCUCGGUCCAGAUCUCGCAGCCGCAAUCGAAAAGGAAAAGGUAAAUCUAGGAGUACCAGCCGUUCACCCUACCGGUCACCUGUAAGAUCCAGAGCUGCCCGCUCCAGAUCAAGAUCUAGGUCUAGAAGCAGAUCUAGAAGGCGAUUAGGAAGGAAACGUAGUCGUUCCAAGAACCGAACGUUAAGGAGGUCGUAUGAUCGAAGUCGUAGCAAAUCCAGAGGUCGGAGCAGAGAUAGAUUGAGGAAAAAGAGAGCCAGCUCUAGAGAUAGAUUACGACGUAGUUUAUCUAAAGGUAGAGUUUCCAGGAAGAAGAAGAAGUCAGUCGAGAGAAGGCGGAAUAGAAGCUAUUCUCCAGAGUAUAGCCCCGCAAGGAAACGAAGAUCUAAUUCCCGGUACUCCUUCUCACCUUCAUGGUCAUCUUAUUCUUACUCUCCAUCUCCUGGAUAUUCGAGGUCUUACUCUCUCUCUCCUUCACCGUCGUGGUCGCCUGAAAAUAGAGCUCUUGUCUAUAACAGGGAAAAGAACCGACCCCCAAAGAACAUCACUGUUAUUGUUCCCAAUGAGGAUGCCAAUGCCAAGAAGAAAGGCAAGAAACGCCUGAGCAAAAAGAAUAAAGAGAAUGAGAAAAGGAGGAAGAAGCGAGAUCGCUCUCCAGCUCCGUCCAAGGAAGUAUUCACAUCCGGUGAUAAUAUUCUUGUAAGUGUCAAUUUCUCAAACAAUAAAAAUGAUGGAACAAUGGGAUCUUUGCUCCAUACCAACGAAUAUUCAACAGCCAGGAGGAGAUCAGUCGAGGCUGAACCUCCCGCCAAAAAAUCCAAAGAAACCAAAAACAAAGAGAAGAAGUCAAAGAACUCGACACCAAAGAAAAGCAGAUCUGCUCGAGCAGUGGCAGUCAAUGAAGCAGCAAAAAAUGCCAAGCCUAUUGCUGUUAUAGAUUUGAACAUGUCACCGUUCAGAGAAGAAACUCCUUCACCGAAAGAAGUCAUUGUAGUUACAGAUAGUGACCUAGAAGCUGAACAAAUUGAAAAAGAAGCACCCACGUCUAAUCGAAAAGUAUCACGUAAAAGUGGGAGCGGCAGAGAAAGAGAUAGGGAUCGUGACCGUGAUCGUGAUCGCGACCGUGAUCGAAACAGAGAUCGAGAUCUUGGUCCUCCAACAUCUGUCUCUCAGCCGGAAUCACCUAUUAAUGACUUCAUGAACACAAGUGCAGGAGGCCCCAAAACGCCACCGGAACCUAGAGUUGCUUUCUCUAUUUCAUCGAAGCAACCUCAAAUGAGAACCAUGAUUAAUCCGCUCAUGGAUGGUGAUGAGGAAGAGGAACAAAUGGAGGAAGCAAACAACGAAGCAGAAAUGAACGAAAUCUUCUCAAAAGGUCCUAAUACACCUCCGGAACCACCUCCAGAUACCAAUACGCCUGCAUCACCUCCAACAACACCUUAUGAUCCAUUCGAUCCAACCAAGUCUCGUUCCCCCAGUCCAGAAUUAGGCGAACAGACAUCCACGCCUGUCAAUCUUCGAGACGGGAACAAAGCCCACGAUACUCUGUCUCCUAAUGUCCUAGAAUCCAAUGAUUUAGAUUCUAGGAACAAAACAUCGCCCCAAGUCCCAGAUGAAAACAAGAAGACACCGGAUAAUCUUCGCUCUCUACAAAAAGAUACUAUUCCCAUUUUAGAAUCUCCGAAGCAAUCAUCUCCCAAUGUCAGUGGCGUCAAUGAUUCAAAUGAUGGAGUCGUGAUGAAAAUAUUGGGUCAAGCUAAAAUAGAUUUAACUACUUAUAAAUCACCAGAACCUAUUGCGGGAACUCCAAGAAGUACUCAAUUGACUCCAAAGCCGAUAACACCAUCCAAACAGAGUAUCUUAAGUGUCUCUCGAGCUCCUGCUCCUGCUAGUGCCAAUAAAAUUCCCGUCUACACUCCUUCUAUAACUUUGAAUGGUGAGAAAAUGGAUGAAGCUCCAAUGGAUAUUUCAGGGGAUUCCCCAUAUUCUCCUGAACCAUUUGAAGCCGAGGAUCUCUUUGAGCCUCCUCCAAUAUCACCUCCAAGAACUGCCAAUAAGUUGCCCAUGCCUCCAAUCAUCAGAUCAUCUCUCACUAAAGCUAACAAGAGUAAAUUUGAUGCCCUUUUUGGCUCUUUAACACGGAAAACCAACACCAAACAGUUGAAGCCCGUCCCGUACACACCCAAGCCUAUCAUCCCAUCGAUCAAAGGAACUAAAGCUCAAAAACAAAUGAAAGGAAGUAAGAAAGAGGUUGGUGUGAAAAUGGACGAAGAUCAGUUGAAAAUAUUGGAUGAUCUCCCAAGCUCAGCAGUGGAAAUGCAGGUUAAAGAUAAGUAUCUUAAGAAAUUGAAUCGUCAAGAACGAGUGGUUGAAGAAGUAAAAUUAGUACUGAAACCUCACUAUGCCAAGAAACACAUAGCAAAAGAGGAUUACAAAGAAAUUCUUCGACGCGCCGUACCUAAGAUUUGUCACAAUAGAUCAGGAGAAAUCAACCCACAAAAAAUUCAAAUGCUGAUCGAAGCUUAUGUUAGGAAGUUCCAAGCCAAAACUUCCAAGAAAAAAGGAGGUGCAGAAACAACCACCAAUAACACCAGCAAUCUUAGCAAAAGAUCAAAAGCCACCAGAAGUUGAUACUGAUGGGACUUGAAUAAAGGCUGUUGAUUUUAUUUUGAAGAAUGAUUCAAAAGUCAAGUUUCUUAAGAACAUAGGAUUUUCUAAAAUCUUCUAAAUGAUUUUUAUUAAUUUAUUUGAAUUUUUUUUUCUAGAAUGACUUAUCUUUAAAUUAAUGUCAUUUUUAAUGAAUGUCAAAGCAAAUGAGCUAUUUUGUUGUAAUAAAACAUUAGACGGUUUAAGAUGAUGUAUUUUAGUGCAUGUAAUAAGACUAUUUUAACUAAUGUGAUAUUUAGUCCAGAUUGGCAAAAAGUCUACGAAAGUUUGUCUCUGGUUUUGCAAUCACACUACAAUUAAUUAUGAUUUUGAGAAUCGACUAAUCAAGUAGGUCAAUUUCCCAUUCUUUUUUGCCCCCCUUCUCUUCAAAUAAUUUUGGAGUCAGCUCACUCCUUGUAAAUGUAUAGUUCUUUUAAUUUAGUCAUUAUUUUAUUCUGUAAAAUAUUGUAAUUUUGAUUCAUGUGUUUUCUAAAUUCUUUGUAAAUAAAGGAAAGGAAAAAACUAGACUGCAUUUAUUACUGUCUAAAAAGAGUUAAAGAAAAUGAUGAAAGGGUGAGUGUGAAGAAACUUCUAGUGGGGAUUUUUAAUUAAUCUGAAUGAAAACACAAAUUGGAGAAAGAUUAAUUACUGUAGGGCCCUAAUUUUUUUAUUUUCGUUUUUUGUACAAAGGCAAUCAUUUUGUUUACGCAGUCCAAUGUUUCUGAUGAAUUUUUAUUGUUUGACCUUUUUUUUUUAAUUUAUUUUUUAUUUAGUUUCCCAAAUCCCUGUGAAAAGGGCUCAAACAAAGUGAGCAGUAAAAAAUGUAUGCUUGCUCGGCUGUAUUUCUGAAUCAUACGACAACGCAUGUAAAGUUUUCAUAAGUUUUUGCCAUUUUAACUUACCAAUCAUCUAGAUGAUCAUUGUUGUCAUUUUUACAUCAGGGAUGGUCAGCGUGUUGAUUAUGGAAUCACAUUGCCCUUUCAGUAAGUGACCUAGAUCUAUGCCCUUUCUCAAAACGCUUUUUAUCGAUUGGGAUCACUAGAUAAACUGAUGAUUGAGGUUCAAUAAUCAGCUCACUAGUGAGAAAAUACUAAGCAUUGUACUUGAUUCUAUUUUUUCCCAAGAGUCCUUUAUCUCUCACAGAAGUUCCCUAAGUAAUCUUCCCACAUCUGUAAUGUUGCUCAAUAAUCUCAAUGUAGUAGCAUGUAAUUUUCUGCUGCACUUGAACCGUUCUCCUAGAACUCGUCUCAGAUAAAUCAGUAGGUGUUUACUUUUUACUGUCAUGCACGGUAGACGGAUUUAUGUUUCUGCACACUGUGGCAGGCCUGCGCCUGGCCUGGUAGCCUGCGGUCAAUCCUUGCUGGGUAUCAGAUGAUGGCAGUGCAGUCGCUCGCAAGCAGGAAGUAAACUCCUGCUAACUCAUUCUGGGCGAGUUCUAUCUGAGCAUGUUCCUGUUGUGGAAAUUCUCAAAUAAUGUUAUGAUAGUAAAAUUUAACAGUCAAAAUAUUAAUGAAGUUUCCAUUCUUGUCCUCUCAUUACUAUGUAGGGAAAAGAAAAUGUUGGGGUAGUGUUUUACAGUAUGCCGCCCAAAGCAAGGACAUUGUUCCAUGUUCUUUGUUCCAUAUUUUACUUUUUUCUCUCUCUCUUAGAAGAAGAAAGAAAAAGAAAAUGUGCUACUUUGAAACUUCCUGGUCAUCUACAUCAUUUAUUUUUUCAGUAUGAAUUCUUAAUGAUGUCAUUCUGAAAGAAUGAAAAACUACAGGUUAGUUCUCUUGCUAUUAAACAUUUUUUCGGAGAAAAACUUGAUGAAUAUCAAAGAGUUGACGUGUUCUUGCUCUGGGUGGUAAAACAAUGAAAGUGAACUUCUGUUGUUUUCUGAUAAGUGUUACAAAAUAACUGAAUUAUACCCUCUCUGGUCUCAGAACAUUGAUAAGCAGGUCUAAUAUCAGUUGAAAUGUACUAGAGCUGGAGUGUGCUUAAUUUCUCACACAAGCAAUGAGCUCACUUUUACUCAACUUAUCACCAAAUUUGUUUUUUUUUUUUUUAUAUAUCUUAGUUGUUCAUGAAAAGUCAUCACAAUUUUUAUGAUUUUAACAUUUCUUCUCUUUGAAGCUAAAUUUGUCCUCUUUUCAACAAAACCCCGAUAGGGACUGUGCAAUAUGAUCAAUAUUCAUCAAAAUUAUUCCCUUAUCAAUUUUAAUUAACUUUACUGGUUUCAUUUAACAGUAAAACACUUGAUCAGUAUUAAGAAUGUUGUAGCUCUACCAUUUUAAGUUUCUCACAGCAGAGUGAGUCAAAUGCAAGCUAUUAUCUUGAAUCAUAGGUGUGUUCAUGCUUUUGCAUGUUUUCUGAUUCCUUUUUUAUUUAUCUUUAUUGUUUUGUGUUUUUGUUUCUAAUGAGUUAAUCAAGAACUAAUCUGUGGUUCUAAAUGUGUAUCAGUUCUCUCUUGAGUCAUGGAUUGCCAGAAGAAACUGGUUAAAUCCAACAUUUAAUUGAUUAUUUCUGUUUAUUUUAUGAAAGCACACAUCCUUGUGAUUAGAUUCUUCAUUUUAUGUCUUACGAGGAAAAUAAAAUUAAGUUAUCUGUA